AUGGUGCAUAUUUCAAACAGAAAUAUCCAGGUCAUGAACACAUUCUUGUCUUCCUGGACCGUAUUCUUUUUGGCAAUAGGAAUCAUCAUGAAAGAAUGGGUCAUAUUGAUUUCAGAAAACAAAAAAAUCAAGAAGAUCCACAGUCCAUGGAUGGUGUGCUGCACUACUCUUUGGCCAGAAGAUAACCUGAAAGUGAUCAGGAUUAUGAUGAUUUCGGCCCUUGGCUUUUCCUUCUUCCUUAACUUGAUGCAGGGUUUGAAACUCACCUAUAUGAUUCCUCAAAACAAACUUGUCCAUGUUAUCGCUGUCAUCCUCAAUUUCCUCUCAGGUACCCUUCUGCUCUGCGCACUCCUACAAUACUACCAUAAGCUGAAGCAAGGUCAAUCCGUGUACUUCGCUAGUUACAAGAUCACCUGGAUCACUUUCACUGCCUUCUUAAACGUUUUCAUCCUUUUUGUCUGUGGAAUCCUCUCUGUCCUGGAGUGCAUGCAGUUCACCAAAAGCUGUAGCUGCCUGAACAUUCAUAAAUCUGCCAACGACUGUAAGGAAUCUUCAUUACCAGAAUGCACUACAAUACCUCAUAGCAUUGUCCAUGUGUACCCCACGAAUUCAAAGAAGGAUACUCCAAACAAACAAGUCCAAACACAUCACGUAACCUGGACCCUAUGA
Molecule: messenger RNA, 669 nt
Organism: Carlito syrichta (Philippine tarsier)
Lineage: Eukaryota; Metazoa; Chordata; Mammalia; Primates; Tarsiidae
Gene: TMEM225
Product: transmembrane protein 225
Exons: 4
Coding region: 1-669 (222 amino acids)
Biological process (GO): negative regulation of phosphatase activity
Source: RefSeq, a predicted model, not a curated record